Penicillium egyptiacum is the source of this 879-nucleotide messenger RNA. The record is from the annotation of a GenBank genome assembly. Lineage: Eukaryota; Fungi; Ascomycota; Eurotiomycetes; Eurotiales; Aspergillaceae.
AUGGAUAACGUCCAUUACUCGCUCUCUGCUGAGCAGCUUGAGAGUUUCCAGGAGCGUGGAUACCUACUGAUCCAUGGUUUUUUCACUUCAGAGGAAUCAGAGCUGUUGCGAGAAUGGGCGCAGGGAGUCCACGAUCUUCCAUGCACCCCUGACGUGCCCUGGAUGUCCUACCAAGAGGUGAAUUCGGAAGGCAAACACGUGCUAUGUCGGACUGAAAACUUUGCCAACUCGCAUGCCGGAUUCGACAGCUUCCUCCGAGGGCAGCGUGCAACAAGUGUUCUACAACAGCUCGCAGGAGAGGAGAUGCUUCUCUUCAAAGAGAAGAUUAACUAUAAGUUGGCCGGAAGUGGCGGUUUUAAACCUCAUAUCGACGCAAGUGCCUACACACAUGUUAAAAACAUCAAGCAUUUGACAAUCCUUGCGGCAGUCGAUGAAAUGAAUGCUGCCAAUGGAGGUCUGGAAGUGGUGGACGGCAGCCACCGCAUGGAUAUUCCUUUCGGCAGUGAUCGCCGCAUUGCAUCUGAUUGGGUCGAAAGCAAUGUCUGGACACCAGCCGAGCUUGAUUCAGGUAUGCAGAUGGAGAAGCUCCCCAAUGCUUUCAUCGCAGUUUCACUAAUGGGAGUAGGAGAUAUCUUGAUUUUUGGUUUGUAUCUGGCCCAUCGCAGUGGCCCCAAUGUUAGCUCUAAGGACCGGCGUGUGAUCUAUGCAACAUAUAACUGUGCCGCUGAAGGCGAUCUUCACGACCAGUACUAUUGCGACCGUCAAAAACUCUGGCCUGCAACACACAUGCGGGAAGGCGGACAGUCGUAUGAGGAAGGUCGUGUGGGAUAUGCCUUCGGGUCCCCUAUGGUAACUGUGGAUUCUAAAGUCUCGGCCUGA